CACGAGGCUCUGACCAGACAGUAACGCCAUACCAACGUCAAGAAGGGAGCACCCCCGUAUACCCCCACAGCAGCCACGUAGCUCCGUGAAGCAUCACUGCGGCAGGAUGGCAGAUCCCUCGUCAUCGUCAUCGUCAUCGGCGUACCCAGUCCAAGUACGCCAAGCCACCUCGUCCCUCUGCACUCCUCCCUCUCUGCUCGCACAAUUCACCUCUCCCCUCCCUUCGCGCCUCUACUCCCGCCAAUAUGCCGCCUUAUACGACUUUCGCCUCCGCAAACUACGCAGAGGACGCUUGUUGGCCAAGGCUAAAGCAAAGUGGCAGGACACUGAAGAGAGUACGGGUGGACAGGGAAAGCCGACGUACACCGAGAGAAUCUUGGAGGUCAAGAGGGGAAAGGUGACGUACAUUACCGGGAUCGUUUACACGGAGAUGAGGCUCAAGCCGGACGUGCUACAGGACUUGACAAGAGAGCAAUAUCUACCCCCACUUCCGCCCGUCUCCUCCUACUCAGAUCCAACAACAGACCACAUCUACCUCGAAGACGAGUCUGGGCGGCUGAGACUCGUCGGGCCAAUUCUCUCCGAUGAAGCCCACAGAGGCAGCUGGAUAACCGGUACUGUGGGCGCCUUCCUGGGCACUGAAAUGGAAACUGGAGAAUUUCAGGUGCAGGACGUUUGCUGGCCUGGGCUGCCCGAGAGGCAGAGUGGGACCAAGGGACUGGGCGCAAGUGGCGCUGGGAAGAACAAGAAGGUCAAGCUGGAAGAGGACGAGAGCGCGAGGGGGAGCCGGAAAGGCGGCGAGGAAGACGAAUACGUCGUUCUCCUCUCUGGACUCGAUCUCGGCGGGAGCUCUGCAGAAGGGGAUGAAGGCGCAGCGGCUGGCCAGGAAGACUUGGGCUUUGCAAGCAACGAGAUGCGGCUGUCACUGCUGUCAGAAUGGAUCGGAGGCGAGAUUGCACCUCAAGGAGAGGACGGCAAGACGACCUCGCGUAUAGCCGGCGUGGUCAUUGCUGGCAACCUCAUGGCGGUGCAGAAAGCAGACGGAUCUCUCUUCUAUGCUCCCGAUGGCACGACAGCUUCCACCGGUGGUGACUCCAAGGCCUCGCUGAGCAAUAAGAGCGGCAAGCCGACUGCAGCCUCAAAGGCAUCCGCAGCUCUCAACCCUUCUCCACCCUCUGUGCUCCUCUCCCACUUGCUUCCCCUCUCGGCUUCCCUCCCCAUUGUCCUCAUGCCAGGCGCAACAGAUCCAGCUUCGGCAGCUCUACCGCAACAGGGCAUCCACCGAGCCGUCCUGCAAGGUGCAGGUCGAUGGUCUGGCUCUCCAGAUGCCACAUCCAAGAGCAAAGAUGAGGCUGAAAAUGGCGUGAAAGCACCAAGGGAAGUUAGAGGCGGCAUCGAGCUGUACAACAAUCCAUCUUGGGUCCAAUUCGGAUCGAAGAAGAUCCUCGCUACCUCGGGACAGAAUUUAGACGACAUCAUGAAGUACAUCCCCGUCCGUGCUCGCGCAGAAGCGGCAGGCGAGCAACCCAACGGCUCUGCCUCCCAGGACAAAAUGGAUUUGGACAGCGGCGAGGCGGCACAGGAGGGAGAGGGCGCUCCAUCGAAUUCUGCCAACGGAGCGAGCCGAGCGGCUGGAGCCGGAGAGUCUCAGCAGGAGAUGGGGGAAGAGGAGGAGGAGGAAGACGAGAGGCUCACCGCUGCUGGUCGGCUGUUGGAGUUUGGGCAUGUGGCCCCCACUGCCCCUGACACGCUUUGGUGCUUCCCUUUCACUGACCGCGACCCCUUCAUCCUCGACACGACCCCGGACGUCCUCGUCAUUGGCAACCAACCCAACUUUGCCACCAAAAUCGUGCACCACCACGGCCACCAAGGAGAGGGAGAAAAGGAGGCAACGCGCGUAAUCUUGCUGCCACGCUUUAGCAAGACGGGAGAGGUGGCGUUGCUCAACUUGCGUAGCGGUGCAGUGAGGAGGGUCAAGGUUGGGUGGGCCUUGUGAAACAGGGAGGCAGCGCAGGUGGUGGGUGAUGGUGAUGCUGGUCCAGUCGAAGAGAUCAGACUUUUGUGUAUGUACGACAUCUCACCAAUGCGAUCAUCAAGAAAAGUGUGCGACUGACGAAUCUACUAUUCAAAGGGAUAUGGUAUGGCCUCGUCAAGUGAUCCUCUGACGAUCGGACAGAGUUCAAGAGAGACGGGCAGGAUCAUACUGCGACAUGACAAGACAAGACUGGAUAAGAAUACGAAGUGUGCUCACUCAAAGGAGUCUACCACUCUCCCUGCGCCUCCUCUUUCCAUAGAUGAGAGCACGUUGUUGCAUCUCCUCCUGCGCAGCCAGAGCCAAGU
This is a messenger RNA of Microstroma glucosiphilum, 2340 nucleotides long. RefSeq lists its product as hypothetical. The transcript is spliced from 3 exons. The coding region runs from base 107 to 1996 and encodes 629 amino acids. Gene Ontology annotation, molecular function: DNA binding. Lineage: Eukaryota; Fungi; Basidiomycota; Exobasidiomycetes; Microstromatales; Microstromataceae. Gene Ontology annotation, cellular component: delta DNA polymerase complex. The record is from RefSeq and is a predicted model, not a curated record. Gene Ontology annotation, biological process: DNA strand elongation involved in DNA replication; DNA replication.